Molecule: messenger RNA, 897 nt
Organism: Microthlaspi erraticum
Lineage: Eukaryota; Viridiplantae; Streptophyta; Magnoliopsida; Brassicales; Brassicaceae
Source: the annotation of a GenBank genome assembly
AUGUCUCUGGGAGUCGAACCGGUGAUCAAGGAGUCCUCGUCUCCUAGUAGCUGUGGUCACUGUCACGUUAGUUACGGAGUCUGCAUGCUCUGUGAAUCGACGGUGGACAAACGCCAAGGCCUACCAUUCGAUUAUCAACUCCAAGGUUCUAAGCUAAGCCACGAUGCUGUGACGUCAACGAAGGGAUUUAUAACGCAAUACCAUUCUCACAAGAAGAAUAAGCUUCACCUAAAAAAAAAAAAGAAUAAGCUUCACCUUGUCCUUGACUUGGACCACACGCUUAUCCACUCCGCUAGUGUUUCAUGUCUCUCCGAAGAAGAAAAGUAUCUAAUCAAAGAAGCGGGUUCGAAAACAAGGAAAGAUCUAUGGAAGAUUAAACUCGGAGAAGAUUCCACCGAUCCAUACUUGAUAAAGCUACGGCCUUUUCUCCGCAAGUUCUUGAAAGAAGCCGACAAGAUGUUCCUAAUGCAUCUUUACACGAUGGGUAGUCGUGGCUACGCUGAAGCCAUGUUGGAGCUAAUUGAUCCCGAUGGAAUCUAUUUUGGUGAUAGAGUGAUAACAAGAGACGAGAGUCCUUACGAGAAGACGCUUAGUUUGGUUUUGGCUGAGGCGCGUAAAGUGGUCAUUGUGGAUGAUACGCGUCGCGUUUGGACCUAUCACAAGAGUAACCUAGUAGAUAUUAGCAGGUACCACUACUUCAGAGUCGACUUCCAACAAGAGUCGAAAAGUUACUCGGAGGAGAGGAGAGACGAGAGUGAAAACGACGGUGGAUUGGCCAAUGUUCUGAAAUUACUCAAGCAUGUUCACAGUGGAUUCUUUAGAGUCAGGGAAGAGUUAUUAGGGAAACAGGACGUGAGGUUUCUGCUACAAGAAACAGACAUCCAACUUCUCAACUAA